AUGACUAGCACAUUGAAAGGCAUUACUCUUAAAGGAAGCGCGGAGCUUGUGGCUGACUUCUUUUCUUUUGGCAUCAACAGCAUCUUGUACCAGCGUGGGAUCUAUCCUCCGGAGAAAUUCACCAGAGUCAGUCAGUAUGACAUGAGCCUGCAGGUCACCUCGGAUCCUGACCUCAAGAAGUAUCUUGACAGUGUGGUGUCACAGCUUAAAGAGUGGCUACUCAACUGUACAGUGCAGAAGCUGGUCUUGGUGGUCACGUGUCUGGAAACGGACGAGGUCUUGGAGCGCUGGCAGUUUGACAUCGAGUGCGACAAGUCGGUCACUGAGUGCAGUGCCCCCAGAGAGAAGCCCAUUCAAGCCAUCCAGGGCGAAAUCCGCUCCGUCCUCCGACAGAUCACCGCCUCUGUGACCUUCCUGCCCUUGUUGGAGACGCCGUGUGGCUUUAACCUCCUGAUCUACACCGACAAAGACCUGGCCAUUCCCGAAAAAUGGGAGGAGUCCAGCCCGUAUCACAUCCGCGAACCAGAAGAGGUUCGCCUACGUUCCUUCACCACCACCAUCCACAAAGUCUGCAGUCUGGUGACUUACAAGAAGACGGGCCCGUUUUAA
Molecule: messenger RNA, 609 nt
Organism: Nerophis lumbriciformis (worm pipefish)
Lineage: Eukaryota; Metazoa; Chordata; Actinopteri; Syngnathiformes; Syngnathidae
Source: RefSeq, a predicted model, not a curated record